GCGCCUCUCAUUCCUCUAGCCAGACUCCGGCGAAAGAAAAACUCACGUAUACGUACAUCUUUGCCACCGCCCACAGCACACCAGCGUCGACUGUGAUAUAGUCAUGGCGGUCAUGGCGCCGUCCGCGCGCGUGUCGCUGCUGCUCGCCGCGGUACUCGCCUGCGCGCUCCUCGCCACCAGGCAUGCCACCGCCGCCGAUGCCCCCGCUCCCGCGCCCGGCGGCUUCGGGUGCAACCCGCUCAAGGACAAGACGUGCAAGCCGGGCGACCCCAAGGCGCCGGAGAACCAGGAGGAGGAGGGCGGCUUCGGCGCGAGGUUUCCGGGACUGCCGACGCUGCCCAUUCCCGGCAUCGGCAAGAUCGACCGCGACGGCGAUGGCGACACCGACGAGGACGACGAGCUGCCGUCGUUCGACACCCACAUGACCAUCCUCGGCCACUGAUGGGAGCGUUCGGACCGGAGCCUAACUUCUAAGUUCGUAGUGUGCAUGGUUUGUUUGUUGUAUCUUCUUGCAUUAGUUUGUGUUGCUGUUGAAGAAAGGAAGUGUGGGUGUAUCAUGACGGUCCACGCUAGACGUUGAUGGCGAAAAUUUGGCUGUUGGUCUUGUUAAUAUCCUCACUGUUCUGAAUGGAGCUCAAAAGUCUAAUCAAUUUGAUAUCAUUUGUUCU
Molecule: messenger RNA, 668 nt
Organism: Lolium perenne
Lineage: Eukaryota; Viridiplantae; Streptophyta; Magnoliopsida; Poales; Poaceae
Source: RefSeq, a predicted model, not a curated record